This is a messenger RNA of Morone saxatilis (striped sea-bass), 2481 nucleotides long. RefSeq names its product succinate-semialdehyde dehydrogenase, mitochondrial-like. Gene Ontology annotation, molecular function: succinate-semialdehyde dehydrogenase (NAD+) activity. NCBI's taxonomy places the organism in Eukaryota, Metazoa, Chordata, Actinopteri, Moronidae. The coding region runs from base 1 to 1356 and encodes 451 amino acids. The transcript has 8 exons. The record is from RefSeq and is a predicted model, not a curated record.
AUGCUGCUGCUGCACAAGGAAUUAUCAAUAGUCCCCACAGGAGCUACUGGGAAACCCUUGCAGGAGUCUCUCGGGGAGAUCGCGUACUCCGCCUCCUUCCUGGAGUGGUUUUCGGAGGAGGCUCGGCGCGUGUACGGUGACAUCGUCCCGUCGCCUGCCAAGGACCGAAAGAUCCUCCUCCUCAAACAGCCUGUGGGGGUCGCCUCCAUCAUCACACCGGUGAGCAGCUCAACCUCACUGUGGGUCAGAUUGUUGCCUCCAGCGCCACCAUCAGGUCAAAGUUUGAAUUUCUCUUCACAGGACGUCGCAACCAGGAAGGUUGGAGCCGGCUUGGCUGGCCGGGCUUGCCGGUGGUGGUCAAGCCCGGCAGGAGGCACGCCGCUGUCGGCGCUCGCUCUGGCCGAGGUGAGCGAUGCCGCGGAAAUCCCGGCGGGGGUGUUCAACGUGGUUCCCCCCGUGUUCACCAGGAGAACAGACUCCGCAGUCGGGGAGGUUCUCUGCACCGACCCGUUGGUCGCCAACCAAAUCUCCUUCACCGCGGUCCCACCGCCACGCGGCAAGGCGAAUGUCGAUCAAGGCGGUGGCCGAGCCAUGGCCACCAGCAGGUAUCAGGAACUCUGGACCCAGCGUUCUCGAGUCUUGACUGAAGCUCACACCAGCUGUUACUGCAGUUCAUCCACCUCUACCUCACCCUCCCUUAUCCACAAGCGCUACAUCAGUUUCCUCUCCUUUCUCGCCGCAGCACCAAAAUUGUGUUUUGUGCUCGGAACCCCGACUUUCUGGUGGCAGAGGCGGCAUCUCCCACGAUGCUUCAUGGACAAACUGGGGCAAGCGUGGACGCUGGAGCCUGCGUGUGGAGCCGCACGGCUCGGCAGCCCCGGCACGACCAGGGGCCUCAUCAACACCAGAGCCUGCAGAGAAGUGGUCCAGCAGGUGUCGGAUGCAGUGUCCAGGGGAGCGAAGGUGUUGAAGGGCGGGAAGCGUCUGGACGGGUCCUACAUGGAGCCCACCCUGCUGGCCAAUGUCACCACAGAUAUGCUCUGCAUGAAGGAGGAAACAUUCGGCCCGCUGCUGCCCGUCAUCAGGUUCAACACAGAGGAAGAGGCUCUGGCUAUUGCUAACGCAUCUAAUGUUGGGCUGGCAGGUUACUGCUACUCGCAGGAUGUGAGUCAGAUCUGGCGGGUGGCGGAGGCGUUGGAGGUGGGGAUAGUUGGAAUCAACGAGGGCCUCCUGUCCACCCCAGAGGCCACGUUUGGCGGGGUCAAACAGUCUGGUCUGGGCUGCGAGGGCUCCAAGUACGGCAUCAAAGAGUAUCUGGAAGUGAAGUACAUGUGCUUCGGAGGCCUCAAACCCUGAAUCAGGACGGAGCGACGGGUCCAGCCGGUACUAUCAUUAGAGGUCCUAACUGUAGAGCUCAGGUUUUAAUUGACUUUAAAUUUGACCAUAACGCAAAAUAACCCUUUCAAAUAAACAUAAAACAUCAGUGGACUCAACUGUUAAUGAGGGUAUGAAAGUAGUCGAGUAACUUUUGACAAAUCAUAAAAUAGUUUUUAUUAUCCGUCGGCUGUCAGGACGGGUUCAGUGAGACGGGCUCCUCUUAAUUCUCCUCCAUUAUGAGAAACAGUUUCUUUCAGGCAAUAAUUAGCUUCAGUUAAAACCAACUUUAGGUAAAUGUUUUUCUUUAAAUCUUUAAUUGAGAGAGUGAACAUGUUCAAGCAAACAUUCACAUCAAAGAAAGAUUGAUUUAAAAAAAACAACACAUUUUUUAACUCUGUAAAAAAGUCUUAAAUACAAUAGACAAUAUCAUGCUAACUCAGCACGGUGUAGACCAUACCAUGAAAAUUUCACAUAAAUCAGAUGGUGAUUGGCACAUACGGCUUAAUUCCUGUUUCCAGUAGGAGGCGCUGCGAGUAGUACUGAAUAUUUGUAUGUUGUUUGAUGCACAGUCACAAAAAGCACAACGUUUAUUCGCUAAAUCGCUAAAAAUGACCACUCAAUCCAAAAUGCCCGACUGCGUGUAGGGUUUGUGGUACGAGAGGCUUUCUGGUCAUGAUCCCCGUGCGUACUAAUGUUCAUACAUAUUGGUAAAACAUGUCCCCUUGUUUUUGAGUGUGUUUGUGGUCACCAAAAACGAGAUUCAUUUGACAGAAAAAUAAUAAUUUAAUUGGACAAGAAGCACAAAGGGUCGAUUUAUGCUUUAUUCACAUUUUCAAACAAUAUUUUUUACAGAGGGAACAUGACAAGUCCUCUCCAAUGAACUUCCCACAUCCCUUAAACACCAGGACAGACGUGCUAAUGAUCUCUGAUAUAGCAUCGUGCGGGGCCGUCUCCCACACAGCGGACGUUCCAGUGCUAAAAAAAUGUCUGCAACUUUUUCCUACAUGUGAACUUCUUCUAGCAGCAUAUAGAUCCUCGUUUAAAAUGGGAAAUAAGCCGGACACUCGGUAGAGAAGGAAACAUUUACUGUGAUAAAAUGACGCA